ACUUGAUGAUUGGUCGGCGGUAGCUGUUUUCUUUGCAAAGGAAUGUCGCUGCUGUAUCUCUGUCGGGAUGGAGGACUGACAGAUGUUUUGAGGAAAAGAUGCUGGGACUGCACGCUCCUAUCUUAAUAUAUACCCAUGAUGCUCAAAACAACAUGGUAGUAAAUUCUACUUGUGACAGGCAAAGAAAAACAUCUGGUCAACUUUAAAAGAGGCACCGCUAAAUUCAGUAAACCACUGAAGUUGGUACGAAGUGAUUUGGCAUCAUAUUUGGAUCUCAGCAUGGAUCCUUAACUUCCUUGCCCGUGAGGACACGCUGGUACACUUUUACUCGUGUUGUCUUUAAGGAGUCAUCAGCCAGAGUUCCUCUCUACUGCAGAGUGAAGCUGGUGAAGCUCAGUCAAAAUGUUCUCAGCGCUGAAGAAGCUGGUGGGCUCUGAGCCUGGCCAGCUCAAGGAGAAGAACAUUCCUGCUGGCCUGCAGUCCAUGAACCAGAGCUUGCAGAGACGCUUUGCCAAAGGGGUCCAGUAUAACAUGAAAAUAGUGAUUCGGGGAGACAGGAACACUGGAAAGAGUACUUUAUGGCAUCGACUGCAGGGCAAAAAGUUUGUGGAGGAGUAUAUACCCACUCAGGAGAUCCAAGCUACAAGCAUCCAUUGGAAUUACAAAACUACUGAUGAUGUGGUGAAGGUAGAGGUGUGGGACGUGGUGGACAAAGGCAAAGGAAAAAGGCGCGGUGACAAUUUGAAACUGGAGAACGAGCCCCAAGAGUCAGAUGAGGUGGCCCUGGAUGCAGAGUUCCUGGAUGUGUACAAGAACUGCAAUGGAGUGAUCAUGAUGUUUGACAUCACCAAGCAGUGGACUUUUAACUACAUCCUGAGGGAGCUGCCCAAAGUACCCACCCAUGUGCCAGUGUGUGUGUUGGGAAACUACAGGGACAUGGGCGAGCAUCGUGUCAUCCUCCCUGAUGAUAUAAGGGACCUAAUUGCUGGAUUGAACAGACCUAUGGGAUCAUCUUACAUCCACUAUGCCGAGUCCUCUAUGAAGAAUGGCUUUGGCUUGAAAUAUCUGCACAAGUUUUUCAACAUCCCGUUCCUUCAGCUACAGAGGGAGACCCUACUGAGGCAGCUGGAGACCAACCAGUUGGACAUGGAUGCAACACUGGAGGAGCUCUGUGUCCAGCAGGAGACUGAAGAUCAGAACUAUGAGAUUUUCCUGGAGAACUUGGAGUCUCGCAGUAAGGGCUAUGGAUCCCCUGGUCCAGCCAACGGUCAGAGUCCCUCCUCAGGCUCUCAGUCCCCCAUUGUCCCUCCCAGUGGGGCCUCCACUGGCAGCUCCAGUCCCAGCACCCCACAGCCACCAAUCCCUUCCCAGCCACUCCCACAGUCACCAUCUGUGCCCACGACCUCUCCUCCACCUCCCACAGCAGCAGCUGGCGGGGCAGCUUCACCUACUGCUGAGGUAAAAUCAUUGGCCCAGUCACCCGAACACCUUCAGUCACCAGCUGCAGGAGCGUCGGGCCCCCAGAAACGCAGCUUCAUCUCCCGCUGGUUUGGCUCAUCCCCAGCCAUCGAGACUUCUGCCUCAGGACCAGAGGAGCCUCCUACACCAGUGUGUCCUGCUAAGGUGCAGAGUGUGGAUGAUUUUGUCCCAGAUGAGAGACUGGACAAGAGUUUCUUGGAGGACAGCCUGCCCUCCAAGACCAAGGUGCCCCAACCUGCAGCAGCUCCCACUGUGGACAGUGACAGUGAUGGUGAGGAUAGAGGAAACCCCAUGGUGUCCAGUUUCCAGGAUGAGCUUGACCCUGAUGAUACUGAGCCAAGUCUUUCCAACUCUAAGACCCUCCCCCCCAUUAAAGAUAUCACUCUGAGCAGUGACGAGGAGGAGGGAAUACCAACAGCGCUUGUAAUCUCACAGGAUCAAGACCUGGAAAGUAAACCUGAGCUCAAAGCGCCUAUGAUCACAAAACCAAAGGUGGCAUCUAAAGCUCCAGAUCCCCAGGGCCAAACCACACCACCCAUCUCCCUAACUUUAACUCCUGCAGCAGAGCAGCCAGCCCGACACCAAGGCAAGAAGAAGGGAAACACGCCCAAAGCAGAGGACUCUGACACAGACCCUGAGGCUCCUGUGGCUCAGCAGAUGCUUUCAUUUGUCAUGGAUGACCCGGACUUUGACUCUGAAGCAUCAGACACACCUAAAAUUGCAAAGGAUACAUUUCCAGUCAGGGAUGAGCUUCUGUCUGACCUCUCUGAUGAUGACAUGCAGUUAGCCAAGGUGCCAGAACCCCUAAAACCCACUGUGAUCACCUUCAAACCCAAGGACGACACUGACCUGUUUGGUCUCGGGAUCCAAGAAGAGCUUCCUGCAACCAAGGAGAGCAGCGAGGAUCAGGAAGAGAAAGAAAGCAAACACUCCUCCAAGGAAAGGAAGAAAAAGAAGAAGAAGAGCAAAGAGGAGGAUGAAAAGAGCAAGAAGAAACACAAACACAAGAAAAAGGAAAAGGAUGAAGCUGCAGCACCCGAUGAGAAGGAGAAAAAGAAAAAGAAAUCCAGGACCAAGAAAACCGAAGUGGACGAGCUGGAGGACUUUCUGGGCGGCGGGGCAGCAUCGAUCAAAAGAGAUGACGGCGAUUAUGAAGAGCUAUAAGAGCUCCUGCAGAAGAGUGCCAGGGCACAGGGUUGUUGGUGGUUUGACUUGUAUGUGCAUAAAGCAGCAUAUCCAAGCCAUACACUGUAUACAAGGCUAACAGCACCCAGGUAAAAUAAGCCAGGACUCUGCUACGUUUGACCUGUAUAUUACGUUUGUUUUUUCCCAUCUGCCCCUGUGCUGUCACUUCCGUUCCAACCAAUAAGAACAGGCUGGGACACCCACACGUACUGUAGUGAGUGGUAACAGAAAUAUGAUGAUCAAGGUGGCCGCAGCUCAGCUCUUUGUACUCUGAAGCAUUUAAAUAUGUUUGAAGAAGGUUUUAUUUAACAUCAUCCACUCCACGAACCAGCUGCUGUAAAUAAGCUUAACCAUUUAGUCUGAAUGUUGGUGUGGUUGGUGUAAUAACUGAGAGCAUGCUCAGAGUGAGAAGUGACUUCUUAAAGAAUCCACAGUGUUCUUUCUCUUUGUUUCUUGGGCUUAAUGGUUAAUGGUAAUUUUAGUCUUGUGUCUAAAUAUGAACACUGAAGGAGAAUUUAGAUGAUUUAAGUGCGCCUUCCUGUUUUCUCACACUCCUAAAGUUUAUCGUCCUUGCAAAGUUGGCUGAAUCCGAAACUGGAUAUUUUUCUUUCUCAUGGCCUUCUCUGUGUUUAACUCAACAUUAGGUUCUUCUGUAAGUAACUUUCAUUGGCUCUUUGUGCUUAUGUUAUUAUUAAAUUGUUGUUAUUAAGCAAGAUCAUCUCAGUGGGAUCUGUUUGGUAGGUUUCUGGUGCCGUCUUGCUUGCAGAUUUUUCUUCUCUGAGAGUAAGAACAGCAGCGAUUGUUUUCCGGAGCUUCCUUUAACAGCAGCUUUUGCUCCUUCUCCCUGAACAGUGGGAGUAAGUUGAUGGUUAUUUUGAAAACAGGAGCACCUUCUAAUCUGUGUUCUUAGCUGUAUGUAUUUUAGAAGGAGCUGUUAACAAAGGCCUUCAAUAAGCAAAUCUCUCAACUCAGCAGCCAUCUUGAAUCGGAUCUGGGAGCUUAUUUAAAAACCACUUUGAGACUGGGGAGAGAGCCGCGACUCUGCUACUACUCACAUCUACAGCACAGCAAAUAAAGCUGUUACAAACCUCUACUGUGUCCCUGCGUCAGUGCAAUAACAUGAUUGUCUAAAGUGUUUCUCAUUUCAACUGUUGAUUGGCUCUUUAGACUUGUAAAUCUUGUACACCGUUUACAUCUUCUCCUUACUGAUCUUAUACGGACAGAAGGUCAAGCAGGGCCAGGGCUGUGGCUAAAAAAUGUCUGAAAUGGAGCAUUUAAAGCAGUCUGAAGCCUCACUGCCACUUCUGCAUACUGAUUUGAAACAUCACACUAACUGGAAGCUCCAGAAAAGUAUCUGCAAGUGACUGAUGUUAUCAAGACAUCACCACCAAACAGUAAUGCGAAGUUCCCACAGAGUUACAUCUCAAUACAUUUGAAUUACAUAUGAAUCUGCUUUGAGUCGUCCAUGACUCACAGUUUUUUUUUUUUCCACAUAAAAGCAAGCUGUGUGUGGUUCUCUGAUAGGUUAGAGGGAUUUGUGUAGUUUAGGAAGAGCCAAUGAUUAAAGUCUCACUUAAAAAAGACAAAGUGAGAAAAGAACUUGUGAGUUGGCUCGUUCUAACCUGCGUGAACUGAAGCGUAAGCUUGACCGCAGUGAAAGACGUCAAUAUUGUUUUAUCGCAGUCCAUAACGACUCUGAACCUCAUCGUAAUAACAGUUUUGCUUCAGUCACCUGCUGACGCUGCUUUGAAUAUAACAUUUUCUCCACACAUCACAAUGGCUGCUACAGGUUUUCUGUCCCACUCUCUCUGCUUCAGCCAGUGCUAAAUUCUCUUCCUGUUUUCCGAUUGCCUUAACGGAGGUUUACUACAAGGGAAUGAUGUGCAGCUGUCCUCGUGAACCAUUUCAAGUGUUCUUACUGUAAACUGUUGGCUAGCUCGGUCAGAUUAAGAAUGUUGUCCUAGCCUUUUGUUAUAGGUGGAUCUGUAUCAUCUUUAAAUUCUGUUAAAAGAUUGCAGUGACUCGGUCCUUUGCUUUGGUGUCACUCUCAGUGGAGUUUUGUUAACAUUCCCAGGACUUUUUCUUUAUUUAUUGCUUCCAUUUUGUUGUUUUCUUUGCAUGUUUUUGUGCCCAGACUUUCCUAAAAGCUCAUGCAGGGGUUUUUUUGUUUGCUUGUUUUAGUUGUUGUUUUUUGUCGAGUCACAUCUGUUGAUAUUUGUCAUCCAUUUCCUGUUAUCCAUCAUGCAGUGGUUUAAUGCCAGAGCUUCUUAAGAAACUCUGCGAUGAUAUGAACUGCUCCACCUUUCACACAUUAUUUCUUUAUUUCAGCAGCUCUUGAUGGACUCUUGAUGACAUGCAUCAUCUCCCAAUACUGAAAUGUUUCAAAGAAGUGAAGCUUCCAAGAUACAUCGCAUGUAUUCUUUUGACAGGUUUAAUAUGGUUUUCCAUCACAUAUACACACAGUUUACAAAAAGGUAAUUGUGUUAUUCCAAAGUUGAAACUAUGCAGCAUUGAUCCUGAAUACUGUAUGCUCUUCUUUUUAUUGUCUCUCGUCAUGUGAUUGAGGAUAAAUGCUGACAGCACAGUUUCAAGCAAAGCAUGAGACUUAAAAUGUACAGCAAGAAAAGAAUGUAAAAAGUGUAAAAAUAAAAAGAUAUAUUUGAAGAGCUUUGUUCCAAAAUGAAAUGUACAGCAUGUGGGAAUAAUGGCAUCUCCAUGAAAUAAAUACAGCAAAGCUCCGUUAGGGGGUUGUUGUGACUAAAGUAAUAAGAUUUCUGAAUGAAUGAUGUGCCCUUUAAAAUACUGCGUUUUUUCGUCCUAAUGGUUGUACGGCAUUUUGGAAUGAAACCCUUCAUUUGUCACCCCAUGACAUGGUCCAUCUUUACACUAUGUGUGAGUUUGCUUAUGUUUGGUUUGUCCAAUAAAUGCAAACUUAUUUCUUCAUAGAAAAAAAAAAAAAGAAAAAAGAUGUGUGUGUCUCGUCAUAUUGAAGCCCCUUGAAGCAAUUGCUGUUGUGAUUUGGAACUAUAUAAAUAAAAUGGAAUUGAAUUGAA
Molecule: messenger RNA, 5717 nt
Organism: Oreochromis aureus
Lineage: Eukaryota; Metazoa; Chordata; Actinopteri; Cichliformes; Cichlidae
Gene: rabl6b
Product: RAB, member RAS oncogene family-like 6b
Exons: 16
Coding region: 403-2643 (746 amino acids)
Cellular component (GO): nucleus; cytosol
Molecular function (GO): GTP binding
Source: RefSeq, a predicted model, not a curated record